This is a messenger RNA of Sporothrix schenckii 1099-18, 267 nucleotides long. RefSeq lists its product as uncharacterized. The transcript has a single exon. NCBI's taxonomy places the organism in Eukaryota, Fungi, Ascomycota, Sordariomycetes, Ophiostomatales, Ophiostomataceae. Bases 1 to 267 code for a protein of 88 amino acids. The record is from RefSeq and is a predicted model, not a curated record.
AUGCAGAAAAUGAUUCCACAGGCCAUUCAUUCCCCUGCUGCAAAAGCUACUGCGAUCGCCUUCUACCCGCCUUGCACGCAGCUCGCGGAAACUCCCUCCCUCGCCCUGCGAGUGGUCUCGGCAAGCAUCGCCAGGCGUCGAUUGCGCAACAGCACUUGCAUGUUGCGAACGUUAGCCUGGCGCGCCGGGCUGUGUGGAAGUGGUGGCAAUAAUCGUCGACCGGGUGUUGGUGUCGAUGAUGUGAUUUCAUGGGGCACAAGCCCCUAG